AUGCCUAAGCGCGCGUCAGAGCGCGCGUCGGAGCGAGGCGGAAGGAAAUCGCCUGAAGCGUUCAUCUAUUUAGCAGGUUGCACGUUUAGCGCCGCGAGGCGUGGAGAGGCGUGGCGAAGCGUGGCAACGUGUGGCGAGGCGGACGAAGGGCCGCUGUUCUGCAAGCGGCUGCGAGAGGAAGAAGAUGACCAAGCGUGUUUUUUAAGGGUUCGUUGGCAAUGA
Prunus armeniaca (apricot) is the source of this 222-nucleotide messenger RNA. The record is from the annotation of a GenBank genome assembly. NCBI's taxonomy places the organism in Eukaryota, Viridiplantae, Streptophyta, Magnoliopsida, Rosales, Rosaceae.